CUUGUUUGCCGCGGGCUGCCGCCGAACUGUCACAAUCGACUUUGCAUGCCAACCAGCAUGUCGGACACCAUCACAGCUCCCAACAUCACGGUCCGGUCGUGGGCGAGUGGCAAUGGCACUCUCAUUGGUCUCACCUCGGCCCUUCCUGGCCGCCUGAUCGUAUCCUACGACCCUUCUCUCAACCAAACGGCCACUGUCGUCGUGACAACGUCGUCCAACGACUUGGCCGACUUGAUCCAAACCGACAUUGUUCCCGCUGGAAAGAUCGACAUCGGCAUCGACGAACGUGGCAUUCACAUGACGGGGUCGGAUCAACAACUCAAGCUCUCCCUUGCUCAACGUGAUGUGGAUAUCACGGCGUCGCUGCUUGUCCAAGUGACGUUCAACCGUCCGAUUGCGGACUUGACCACCACUGCCGAAACCAUUGUGCAAAACGGCGCGCUGUCCCUCCAAGACACGCUCUCCAGUGUUGGGGUGACAUCGCUUGGCAGUCAUAACGUUUGGGUGGACUCUGUGAAUGCCGUCACUGUGUCCAAGCUUGAACUGACGGCGGGAGGUCGCGGGUCCGUGUUCUUGACGGCCCCUGCAGUGAUUGCCACCAAGCGCGCCAAAUUGACUGUUCUCGGCGGUGGUGCGAUCGGCGUUCAAACGGCGUCUGUCACGGCCGGUGCAUUGAAGACGUCGGUGUUGGGCUCGGGUUCGGCGUAUGUUCAUGGCACCGUGGAUGCGACGGUGUUGCAAAGUGAAGUCCUCGGGUCGGGGUCAGUGAACUACUACCCCAGUGGUCACUGCGGCAACAGCAAGAUCACGAUUCUUGGCUCUGGUAGCGCGUACACGGCGUCUUUGGCAUGCAACAAUACCAAGGUCGAUGUGCUUGGGUCGGGCUCGGCCUACGUGCAGACUGUGAACACACUCUCCCGCUCCGGGUUUGGGUCUGGUCGCAUCAACUACUUCAACAUCACGCCCGCGCAUUUGCCCAAAGAGAAGAAGCGCCAGUGGUUCUUCACUCCCAAAGCUCCCGCAGUGGUCGCAGUCACGGAGAACAAGUACAAGACAUUCGAAGUGGCUCCGGAGCCUUCGGCGUUGCAAGAAGGUGUGGCUGUGCAUGUCGUGCAACACAUUGGAUGGUUUUCAUGGCCCCCGAUUGGCAGCACCGCCGACGUUCCAAUUGUGGACUCGUCUGCUAUGACGGCUCGCCUGGGCCAUAGCACGUCGACCGAAGCAUACGGCGUGGGGGCGCUCGCCAUGAUGCUCGCCGUGGCUGUUGCAUUCGUCUUGUUCAAGAAAAAGCAACGCGGAGGCUACCAGCCGCUGUUGUAGGCCAUGCCUAGCCAUAGUGAACGUGUUGUGAUUUGCAUGCGAUGGCACAACGAAAUGUCUUUGCUGUCUGCAGAGUUGAACGCUACCCUUGGACGCCUGCAGCUGCAAUAGACGACACAGGAGACUGGAGGUGGCGUCGUGAGCGAGGUGACAUGACUCUGCAGGGGGAGAGCGCAUCUCUCUGUUCUACACGGACUACUCC
Aphanomyces invadans is the source of this 1522-nucleotide messenger RNA. RefSeq lists its product as hypothetical. The record is from RefSeq and is a predicted model, not a curated record. The transcript has a single exon. The coding region runs from base 46 to 1320 and encodes 424 amino acids. Lineage: Eukaryota; Oomycota; Saprolegniomycetes; Saprolegniales; Verrucalvaceae.